Messenger RNA from Thalassophryne amazonica, 1065 nucleotides. RefSeq names its product peptidylprolyl isomerase E (cyclophilin E) (gene ppie). Lineage: Eukaryota; Metazoa; Chordata; Actinopteri; Batrachoidiformes; Batrachoididae. Gene Ontology annotation, cellular component: intracellular membrane-bounded organelle. The record is from RefSeq and is a predicted model, not a curated record. Gene Ontology annotation, molecular function: peptidyl-prolyl cis-trans isomerase activity; RNA binding. Gene Ontology annotation, biological process: protein folding; protein peptidyl-prolyl isomerization. Bases 56 to 967 code for a protein of 303 amino acids. The transcript is spliced from 10 exons.
GGCGGGGCUUUGGCAUUAACGCACCAAUGACAAAGCGCCGGCGUUGAAGUUAAACAUGGCCGCCAACAAACGGGUGUUGUAUGUCGGUGGCCUAGCAGAGGAGGUGGACGAGAAGGUUUUACAUGCAGCGUUUAUCCCGUUUGGAGACAUCACAGACAUCCAGAUCCCGCUGGACUAUGAGACAGAAAAGCACAGAGGCUUUGCCUUUGUUGAGUUUGAGUUGGCAGAGGAUGCUGCAGCAGCUAUUGAUAACAUGAAUGAGUCUGAGCUUUUCGGGCGGACUAUCCGGGUAAACAUUGCCAAGCCCAUGAGAAUCAAAGAAGGUUCUUCUCGACCAGUGUGGUCAGACGACGACUGGCUGAAGAGGUUUUCAGGGAAGUCAUCAGAGGAGGUGGACGGGGAGGCGGCGGGGGCGGGAGACACGGCCAGCACAGCAACACAGGAGACUGGACCUACACCUAGAAAGGGUCGAGUAAACCCCCAGGUCUACAUGGACAUCAAGAUCGGCAACAAGCCAGCAGGGAGGUUACGCUUCCUCCUCCGAGCUGACGUCGUUCCCAUGACGGCAGAGAAUUUUCGCUGCUUGUGUACACAUGAGAAGGGCUUUGGCUUCAAGGGCAGCAGCUUCCACCGCAUCAUCCCUCAGUUCAUGUGCCAGGGAGGUGACUUCACCAACCACAACGGCACAGGCGGCAAGUCCAUCUACGGACGCAAGUUUGACGAUGAAAACUUUGUGCUGAAACACACCGCUCCAGGGCAGCUUUCCAUGGCGAACUCCGGGCCGAACACGAACGGCUCACAGUUCUUCAUCACCACUGAUAAAACAGACUGGCUGGACGGGAAACACGUGGUGUUCGGGGAGCUGGUGGAGGGAAUGAAUGUGCUUCGUACAAUGGAGGCUCAGGGAACAAAAGAUGGCAAACCAAAGCAGAAAGUGAUCAUCUCAGACUGUGGAGAAUACGUGUGAAUAAAAACACUUUUCAUGUUUUGUUUGUUCAGAGUCCUGACAUCUUCCACCUUGUAAAUACUCAAUAACUUUUUUUUUAAAUAAACAUGUACACAGUG